Molecule: messenger RNA, 951 nt
Organism: Phyllotreta striolata
Lineage: Eukaryota; Metazoa; Arthropoda; Insecta; Coleoptera; Chrysomelidae
Source: the annotation of a GenBank genome assembly
AUGCUUUUCAGGAGAGUUAGAUUUUGGACUGUAAUUUUUUUGCUCAUCGUUUACGUAAUUGGUAUUUUAAUAUUAACAGUAUUAUCUCUGCACGAUACCAGAGGAACCGGCUACAAGAGCGGUUCGAGCGUACAAAGCAGAUUCAUAUCCAAAUCGAAGAGCUUCGAAUACGGUCUUCCCGGCUUCAAGCCGCGCCUGCGACGCCCCAAAGUGAAUUGGUGCACCGAUUUGAAAUACAUCCACCCACCGAGACCCACCGUCGCUCUAGCCUCGUUUCCCGGCAGCGGCAACACCUGGUUAAGAUACUUACUUCAACAAGCCACAGGUUAUCAUACGGGGUCUGUGUAUAAGGAUUAUGGUUUGAGGAAAAACGGUUUUCCGGCGGAGAGCGUGGCGAACGGCUCGGUUUUGGUGGUGAAAACGCACGAAUGGGGACCGAGGGCUAGGUGUAACUUUUCCAAAGCCAUUUUGCUGGUGAGAACUCCCGCCGCCGCCAUACAGGCGGAAUUUAACAGACAGAGCGGCGGGCACGUGGGAUUCGCCGCUCCCGAUCGGUACAAACGACUGAGAGGACGCUAUUGGCAGGAUUUCGUGGCGUCGCAGCUGAGAGGAUGGCAGACGAUGAACUUGGACUGGCUGUACAACUUCACCGGCCCCACGCACGUGAUAUUCUACGAGCAGCUGGUGAGCAGCACCGAGCACACCUUGCGCACCGUGCUGGACUUCAUCGACGUGCCCGUCGACGCGAAGCUGUUCGAAUGCGCCAUCCAGAGGAAGCAGGGCAUCUACAGGAGGCAGAAGAGAGCGCUGAACUUCGAUCCGUUCACCGAGGGCAUGAAGGCGAGCUUGAAGCGCGGCGAGAAGCGGGUGCUGGACGCCAUUUACAGCGUCGCGGCGCCGACGGCUAGAUGAAAACAUAUCUUUGAUUGGGCGAUGAUGUUUUGUACAUAG